UUCUAAUUUAGGUAUAUUAAUCUUCUUUUCUAAGAAAAUAAAUACGAUAUUAAGUUAAUUAUGACUUCACAUAAUUGAAUCAAAAGUUUGUAAUAAAAAUACUAUCAAACCACUUCUAUUCCGAGAAUAUUUUAUUUAAAAUUGUUGUCACCAAUUUCAAUGUCACAAUCGAAACGUAUUUUGUGUAACCUAAAAAAUCGUACGUUUUAAGGUCAAGAAUUAUUUGAUGAAAUUAUCAUAUUAUGUUAUCAUAUAUCAGUUAGAGGCUAUCUCGUUGAAUUACUUAAUAUACAGUGGUGAUAUACGCAGUGAUUCAGCGCUUCCAAACACUCCCGUGGUUUAGAAAAUAAGCAAAAAUGUUGCGGAAUUUAUUACGAAGUGUAACAACACGAAAUCUACGUUGUUCAAUUAAGAACAACGGUGUAACAACGAAUUUCGUCAAUCAGAGGAGCAUAGCGCCGUUAUCUACUACAGAAUUAGCUUUAAAGGAGGAAAAAGUAAAAGUCACAUUCGUCUUGUAUGAUGGGAAGAAAUUGGACACGGAAGCUAAAGUAGGUGACACACUGUUGGAUGUGGUCGUCAAUAACGACCUGAACAUCGAAGGGUACGGCGCGUGUGAAGGCACUCUUACCUGCUCCACUUGUCACGUUGUGUUAAAAAAACAAGAUUAUGAUAGGUUACCAGAAGAAGCGUGUGAUGAAGAAAGAGAUAUGUUAGACCUGGCUUACGGUUUAACGGACACCUCAAGACUCGGUUGCCAGAUCACGCUAACCAAAGAUAUGGACGGACUAGAAGUCAAAGUUCCAGAGACAAUUAACGACGCUAGAAGUUGAUGUCAGCUGUCAACUGUCACAUAGUCUAUGGAACGUGUUUUUUGGCGGUUUUUUUUUAUCUAUGUAAUGGAUUAUUGUUUGAAAAUUUUAUUUGUAUGGAUUUAGGCGUGUUCCUAUUUGCAUAGAAUUCGUAUCUCUUGUAAGAUGUUAGAUUUAGGUCCGGAUUAACUUUUUUGUUAGGGGGCCGUUCAAAUAUUACGUAAGAACCAUGGGGGGGUCUCUGUUUUGCUUAUUUCGGAUGAUAUGGGGGGUAGGGGAGUGUAGAUAAUGAUUACGUCAUCGGUAGUUAUUUACUUUUCUACACGAAUGGCAACCCUCAUGUUGAAAUUAUAAAUUAAAAGCAAAGACCGACAAAGAACGAGACAUUAUGGUAUUUGGAGAAUAUUAAAAUUACAAUAUAAAAAAGGUAUAAUUUAAAAUGUUUACGUAAGCAAAGGGGGAGGGGGUAAGA
Messenger RNA from Spodoptera litura, 1284 nucleotides. RefSeq names its product Adrenodoxin-like protein 2, mitochondrial Ferredoxin 2 (gene Fdx2). NCBI's taxonomy places the organism in Eukaryota, Metazoa, Arthropoda, Insecta, Lepidoptera, Noctuidae. Gene Ontology annotation, biological process: P450-containing electron transport chain. Gene Ontology annotation, cellular component: mitochondrion. Gene Ontology annotation, molecular function: electron transfer activity; 2 iron, 2 sulfur cluster binding. The record is from RefSeq and is a predicted model, not a curated record.